Molecule: messenger RNA, 8056 nt
Organism: Protopterus annectens (West African lungfish)
Lineage: Eukaryota; Metazoa; Chordata; Ceratodontiformes; Protopteridae
Gene: ASIC3
Product: acid sensing ion channel subunit 3
Exons: 10
Coding region: 1-1704 (567 amino acids)
Biological process (GO): sodium ion transmembrane transport
Cellular component (GO): membrane
Source: RefSeq, a predicted model, not a curated record
AUGGCACUUGAGGAAGACAUGGCAGUUCAGUGCCAUUGCUCUAAUAAUUUGAGACACUGGUCUUGGCCAGAAGAGGCAAACACGGAGUUACAAGAACAAAGGAUCCGAGUCAUGAAUGAACUUACUAUGGCCUUCAUGAAGAAUGCACAUAGGGAGUUAGAAGAACAAAGACGACGCUCUUUGAAAGAACUUACUGUCAGUUUCUUGAAGAGGACCAAAAUUCAUGGCCUUCAUUACACCUUCAGAUGUGGUGACAGUAAAUGGAGGCGAACCUUUUGGAUGAUGGCAUUCACUGCUGCUAUCGUGUUGCUUUUUAUGUGGUCCCUCAAUAGGCUUUUCUACCUGCUUUCAUUUCCAGCAAUCACCAAAGUCCAGAUGACUUGGGCCAAGAGUCUGUACUUUCCAGCUGUAACCAUCUGCAAUCUCAACCUGGUCCGACUGCUCCAAAUGAGUAAGCAUGACUUGUACUACAGUGGACACUGGCUGAAUGUCCUGCAGCAGGACAAAUCACUCAGCAGAGUCAGCACUAUAGUCAUAGGUGAGAAAAUGAUGAACCAGCUGCUGCAAAUGUCUGAUUUCCAAGGGUAUUUUCCACCUUCCCAGAGCAAAUUCAACACAACGGAGCUGUUUGACAGAGUGGGGCACCAAAUGGAGGAUAUGCUGCUAGCGUGCCACUUCCAGGGUAAGGACUGCACUCACCAAAACUUCACAACAGUCUUUACCCGGUAUGGGAAAUGCUACACAUUUAACUCUGGAAAGGAUGGCAGCCCACUGCUAACGACACUAAAGGGUGGCACAGGCAAUGGUCUGGAACUCAUGCUCGAUAUUCAACAAGAUGAAUAUCUUCCUGUCUGGGGAGAAACCGCUGAAACCUCCUAUGAGGCCGGUGUAAAGGUACAGAUACACAGCCAGACAGAGCCCCCUUUUGUUCAUGAGUUGGGUUUCGGGGUACCCCCAGGUUUCCAAACCUUUGUCUCCUGCCAGGAACAGCGGCUGAUGUACCUACCACCCCCGUGGGGUGACUGUAAAUCGACUCCCAUGGAUUCAGACUUCUUCACAAACUACAGCAUUACUGCCUGCCGCAUUGACUGUGAGACUCGCUACGUAGUGGCCAACUGUAACUGCAGGAUGGUACACAUGCCAGGUAACGCCGAGGUGUGCACACCUGAGCAGUAUAAAGAGUGUGCGGAUCCAGCUCUAGAUUUCUUGGUGGAACAGGACAACAACUUCUGUGUGUGUGACACCCCAUGUAGCAUGACCCGAUAUGGUAAGGAGCUAUCCAUGGUAAAGAUACCAAGCAAGGCUUCUGCCAAGUACCUUGCCAAGAAGUUUAACAAGACAGAACAGUACAUUGCUGAGAAUGUCCUGGUUUUAGAUAUAUUCUUCGAGGCCCUCAACUAUGAAACAAUCGAACAAAAGAAGGCAUAUGAAGUAGCAGGCUUGCUAGGUGACAUUGGUGGUCAGAUGGGCUUAUUCAUUGGGGCGAGUAUUUUAACAAUAUUAGAGAUACUUGAUUACUUGUAUGAGGUUUUCAAAGAUAAAUUACUUGGGUUCUUUAAACGCAAGAAACGACCGAAGAGAAGCCAUAGUGAUAACCUGAGCACCUGUGACACACUGCGGAGUCACUCGGAAAGUCUCGGAUACACACCGAACAUGCUACCUCGUCACCCGCCUGUAGGUAACUUUGAAGAGUUUGCCUGUUGACAUCAAGUCUCCAUUAAGUGACAAACAGAUAGCUUCUGCAGGAACUAAUACAUACACAGCAAGAAAAUUUCUGAUUUGUACAAUUUUUAAUUCAUUAGGUUUUAAGAAAAUAAAAAUGAAAACAAAAAAAAUGUAGAGGACUUUGCAAAGUGAAACAGGGAAAUGACAUGGCUAUACUGCCCUUGAUAUGAUGUAGUCACUGUUUCCCCAUUUGUGGAGAACACAACUGUAGGGUGAUCAUAGAACAAUGAUUUGUGGAUACGUCUCAAAGUACUUGUGGGUAAAGCCAUUCCUCUUUCUCUAAAUUGCAAAUACAGAGUAAUCCCUUGUUCAUUUAUUCUCAGAAAUGCAUGAAGUACUGAUGGGCUGGUGGAUACCCAGAGAAAGACGGUCAGUUGUUUUGAGAGACAUUCCUACCUCAAGAACAACACAAGCUGGUUUGAAACAGUGACAAAAGAAAUGAACACAAGACUGGAAGAAGCCCAUCUGCUCUUGGUGGUUAUUACAUUUAAAAGAAUCAACCAAAGUACUGUAAGGUUGUGAAUAUAGAUAUCAUGCCGUGAGAUUAGAUAGAAAUGUAUUUUGUCUUACUGCACCACCUUACCAAAUGAAACCAAGAACCUGCCAGUAUAUUAGAAUAUGACAACCAUCCCUCAGUGUGUGUUUGUUCAUCAACAGAAGUCAUCUGGUCAGCUUGACAAGGCCAAAUGUCAAUCUCUUUUCCAGUAAAAUCAGAUUUUUUUUAGGAAUUAUUCUCCAGUGAAAUUAUAGACCAGUCAUUUUUAACUCUUCUCCAGUGUGAUUAGACCAAUAGACAGCAUUUUUUUUACUUAAUAUUCACAUAAUAUUGUAAGCUCUCUACAAUGUCUCAGAUAUAGGUAUGCUACUGACUUAACUUCAUCUACAAAUACACAAAGGUCAAAAAAAUCUUAGUAAAUUUGAAGAGGUUAAUCUGAGGACUAGGUUGAUGAAAACUUCACUAGUACACAAUAGUAGCACCACAUUUUGGCACAUAUUUCAUGGCUUCACAUUUCCCCUCCCUUCUUUGGAAAAGCUGUGGCAAUGAGCUGUAGGAUUGAAUUCUUGUUCAAGUAACUCCACUGUAGAUUUAGCCAUCUUAGUCAAACCGAUGAAGAAGCAAGCCUCAACACCGUAAAAGUACUCAGAUAUUUAAAAUCAAAGCCUGAUUCUGAGGGCUAUAUUUGCAAAACCAACAGAAAGGAGGAAAUGCAGAUGAAAAAGGAAGCCAUAGUAUUUCAGAAAAACUAAAUGAGUGGCUUCCAGUGACAUCAAAUCAUAUACUUAUACAUCAUCAUUUCACUAAUGAAAAGUAAAAAAUAUAGUUCAAAUUAGCUCUUGUGAUGACAGUCAUGUCUCAAGAUAAAAGUCAAAACAGACAUAAUGAUUUCUCGAGAGAGUAGCAAUAGUAGUGACUCAAAACCAGAGUUAGCAGAAGGCUACAGGACUGGAGGCAAUGUUCGAAAAUUAAAACAGCCUUAGAUUUAAAGGAAUACAUGGAGAUAGUAGAAAGAUCACAGUCACAUUUUUGAAAUAACCAUAAAUACACAGGUCCAAGAGAAAUGUGGUCACAUGAUGCUAAAUAAGUAGGAUAGUACAGCACACAAUUGAAAGACAUUGAGGAUGUUUAGAGUUCAAUGUCAGGGUAAAAAUAAUAAGGCCGUGUCUCAACAGUAAAGGAGUAAUAGCCAAAUUACACAUCAUAAAGUAUCUAGACAUCUCACACUAAUUAAAUUAAUAAAAUGGUCAAAGCGAGUAGUGAAAAACAAAGAAAUGUACAGGUCUGGAAUUUGUAGAAGACAGAGAACAGUACAGAAACAACAUUAAUAAUGGUAACCUAGUGUGAUUGUAUCACAGUACUUAGAGAGCUGGGUGUUUCUGACAAUGUCAUUAAGCAACUUACAUGAAGGAGAGAUCCUCAGUUAACAAAAGUGGAAAGCAUGAAGCACCUAUGGUUGUAGUAGCCAAAGUACAAAUUUAAAGCCAUACCAUGAGGUAAAAAUAAGUGUGUGUCAGAAGUAGUAAUGGAUGUCAUCCCUAGAAAGAAAAAUUAGACAAGAGUACUUUUUUCUCCAUGACACAAAUGCAAAGGAUUAAGACUUGUUUGAAAAAAAUUCCACUUCAUGCAGUUAAACUCUGGAAGUCUGCAUCACCUGAAGCUCUGAAUGGAUAACAUAAAUAAAACUUAAGUGCUGAACCAAAAAAGAAAAAAAGUUCUGAUCUCAAACUGGAGACAAACUGGGAUGAAGCUGCUAAAAUUGGGUUCAUUAACUAGAAUUGAUAAUCCACAUGUAGCAGCAAAACAGCAGGAUAUUUAUUCGGGGUUACAAUUUAUUACACAUUGUGACAUGACUGUGAAGCAGGAAAACAACUUUAAAGUGAGUAUAGAAUGAAGAUAGGAAACUAGGAAAGCUGUGAUGAAAAUAAAUGUAAUUAACAUCUCGACACGUUUAUCUAGGCAUUACAUUUCCAAACUGGACAUUUAUCUUCACUUAUACUGAAGUAUGCCACUGAAUACGAUUAUGAAAUUAUCAUGCCACAAGAAAAGACUACACGUGAAACCCAUGAACGAAAAAGUGCCUACAUGGAGAAGUACAAUCCAUAGCAAAGGUGGGGAGGUUUCUUCUCAAAAAAAGUCCCAUGAAGAAAGAAAUCACCAUUCUAUAGUUAUACAGCACUGUUCAAGAGAGUAUGAAUUACUGAGGGGAUAUGCCCUGCCAUACUGUGUAGACAAAAUGCACAGCUGAGUAACUUUUUUUUUUAACCAUAUGCUAUUUAUGCCACCUGUGGUGAUAUGAACAACCACUCUCUCCCCUCAGGCCAGAGCAUCCAGCUUGUUCUCCAGUCCUGAAGCCACUUUUGGUGGAGAUCCAUAAGGUGGAGACCAGAAUUGCUAAAGCUUGUUACCAAGGUUUAUGGGUUAGUGUGAGAUGGGAUGUUCUUAUUAACACUUCACUGGACAUUUUAGGCUCCACUUCCCUGGCAGGUUGACGUGCACCACUAAAGAAGGAGACUGAAGUGUCAACUUGGAAGCAUAUGCAUGCUUCCACCAAUGUGCCAGAUUUCGCUACAGUGUGAUGUAUGACUUGGCAGGUCAGGCAUUGUCUCCAUUCUGCAUCUUUGCACAUCUAUGCAGUCUCUGCUUGGUGUUAGCAGAGCAGCAGACUGGGUCACCUUUAUCUGCCAAGGUAGGCAAAUAAGUGUAGGGCACUCAUGCCCACCUCUCCUGACCAGCUUCUCCAGGGCUCAGGUUGUUAAUCAAGAUGUAAUAGUCUGUGUUGUACAGAGGAGUAAUGUAACUGCAUGAAAAGUGGGUUAAAACUGUAUAAACGACAACCCGGAGCACUUUUCUGCGACUGUACAACAUGUUUUAUUUAAAAUCUAGUUUAUUACUUAUCACUGCAAUGUUUACAAGAGUCAUGUGAUAUAUGUAGACCAAUGGGGUUACAAGGUUUUUCAGCUGUCUCUUACACACACACACACACACACACACACACACACACACACACACACACACACACACACACACUGUGUAAUAGCUGAUAAGGUAGAAGUCAUGACUUAAACUGCAAAGCAUGCAAGAAACUGAAAAGAUACUGCCUACAAAAAAUUCCUUUACAAAUUAAAAAUGCUAUUAGUAACAGAAACCUUUGACCAUAAGAAAUGGUUUAAGCAAUUUAUGGAUUUCUGAAUGUAUUUUACAAUGAUCAUAAGCUAACAGCUAUUCAUUGUUUAGUUAGUUACUUAACAGCUGUGACAGUAUCACAAAGUACAUUAAAUCAUUUUCUAAGGUCCGUUCACAGGUGAACAUCAGGAGAUAAUUACUAAAAAUGAAUAACUUAUGAGCAGAUACAUAUGGAGUGAUAAGCAUCCUUAAAAUAUAUCAGAAAGCUAAUGAAUGUCACAACUAUAUAGAAGAUACAAAGGCUCUUUGGAAAUGCUGUUGCCAUUUACACAUGGAGAUACAAAAAUCAGACCAGUCUAAAUCAAGCAUUAGGCCAUGUACGAAGAGUUUCAUACUGUCAACAGUACUGUGAUAUUAAACAUUUCUACUUAUAGCACAAUCUGUACUCAAGUUCUUCAAUCCAAUGCCUUCCGAAUAAAGUCAAAGAGAAAAGAAAAAAAGGAGGCCAAGAAGACACACAAAAUGCUUCCUAUCGUCCUUCUCUUUACCUUUAAAAUCAAAUGUGACAACAUGAACUGAAAAAUGUUUGACGUAUACAUUUUCAUUAGCGGCUAACUACCUGAAUAGAGACAGGUAAACAUGUCCAGUUGCUGCAUUUCACUCUUUGUCUGAACUAAAGACUUCAAGCCAAGGAUGCCAUGCUAUCAUUGGAAAAGGACAUCUGUGCAAAUGACAGUGACUAUGAUAAUAUUAGAUUUUGCGCUUGAAUCUCCAGUAGGAACAGUAUGUAUGUCAGUGUAUUCCAUUGUCAUUUAAACCCUUGAAGGAAAAGUCAAAGAUUGUAUAUUUUGACUGCGGGUGUCAUAAGUACCUUUGAUUGUACGUUUGCUUCACUGUUAAGCUAUCACAGUAUGCCUGACAGUCAUCUCUGGACAAAAUUCUAGCUGUUCAAUUAUACAGUGACAGACUAUCUCUGCACUUUUCAUUGUUGUAUUACAUUAUGCAUUUAUUUACAUCUGUGCCAGGAGUUCAGUACCUGCACUGUAGACCCAAGCACUGUACAAGGAUAAAGGUAGACAAAGCAUGUUGUUUCCGGAACAAGUUAAAUGAAUGAUUUUGUAUACAUAUCAGGCAGAAAUGACAGCUUUAGAAAAUGGCACUCUGAUGAAUAUGCUGUUUAUGAUCAGAAACCGAACAUAUUUACACUGGAUACAAUUUACAUGUAGUUCUUCACAAACAGCUGAGUAUAUGUUAAGGAUAUAAUAAGAAAUCAAGUGCUGCUGUAUUUAUUUUGUUCAGCUUUAAAGUCCUCUGAUAAUAGAAUCACUGUGAAUGUAUGUAACACUGUGGCAAAUCAAACAAACUGAUGUCAGGUGAACCACAAUAGUCAGUAAUACUAAAGAUGUGCUAUACAACAUAGCAUGUUGGGUAAAUGAUUCAUAUGGUGACCCUGACAUUUUCCUAGGUCCUUGUCUCUGCUGUUAUUAAAAGAUUUCAGGUGGCAUGAGUUAUUUACUAUACAAUGAUUAACUUUACAACACAAGUAGGCUCAUUGUGGUACAGGAUGUAAUGAACCACUCACUGUCUGGUUUAAUCUCCAUUUUACAGAAUGUCUCCAGUUUUAAAAGGAAUUUUUGUUUCCUUACGACAUUUAAUGUUACAAGUAAGGCAUGAUAUGUCUACAGCAAUGAUUCUUUACCAGGGGAACAUAGAUUGAAGUGCUUCUAGGUAGAGCGUAGUCAUUUAAUACACAUUUUCACCAAGUCAUGACAUUUACUUUGUGCUCAGCAGCUGUCAGCCUGAAGGACGUCUACUGCCCGAACCCUUAACAAAUUAGACAUUCCAUUUCUGGAAAUGCAAUACCAUGUAGCAUUUUUUAAUAUCUUCCUGAUAAAUUCUAAUUAUUAGAUUCAGAAGAACGCAGUUCAUCUCUAAUACUUAAUUUAUACUGUUCUUUUUUUAUUUAUUUAAAAAUAUGCUGAAAAUACUUUGCCCAGAGAAGAAAAUGAACCUAAAAAGUGCUAAAUUGAUAAAAUGGAAUUCUAAGAUAUGCAUAUACGCAUGCAUUUCUCCAAAUACUCCCAAUUACUCAUCUUCAAGCUUUCAUUCAAUAAAACCAAGGACUGAGUAGUAUGACAUACUCUGUGUAUCUAAAGCAUUUAUGAAGUGAUCUCUUUUGGGUUGCAUGUGUUAGUGUUAUUAUGCGGACAGCAUUACAAAUGUUUUAUGUCCCACACUACAGCAGAAGCGUAGUGGCUCAAUAGUUAAGACAUCAGCCUCACAGCUUCAAGGUAUGGGGUUCAGUCCUGACUUCCAGUCACUGCUAGUGUGGUGUCUGUAUGCCUUGUCCAUGUCUGGGUAGGUUUACUUCACAUAUCCUACAUUUUUCCCAAAAAUCUGCUAUGUAAUCAGUUAUUCUAAACUGUCUAUAUAUCUUACAUUUGCCCUGGCUGUCCUGGCAUGGGCCAUGGCCAAAAAGGGUCAAAGUAGACUACAUAGUUUAUUUUAUUAACAAAUAAAUGGCAUUGCUGUUAUACAGUUGAGUUAAAUAUGAUGCAUUAAGAAGUAGGCCAAAAAGAAAGACUAGUGCUGAGCAAAGCAUCAUCUGCAUUGUAAAAGCUUGAAUGAUGUAUAUUUAGGUUCAUACUAGGUUGUCUGCCCUAGGGCAUUUAUAAGCCUAGCCAGAGUGCGUUUGGUUUUCGCCACCCA